Cyprinodon tularosa is the source of this 3154-nucleotide messenger RNA. RefSeq names its product EMILIN-3-like. The transcript has 4 exons. Gene Ontology annotation, molecular function: protein binding. The coding region runs from base 1 to 2718 and encodes 905 amino acids. The record is from RefSeq and is a predicted model, not a curated record. NCBI's taxonomy places the organism in Eukaryota, Metazoa, Chordata, Actinopteri, Cyprinodontiformes, Cyprinodontidae. Gene Ontology annotation, cellular component: extracellular matrix.
AUGCAUUUCGCUGUUUUGAUCGGUUUGUUUUUGCCACUGGCCGAAGCCAAGUACCACAAUUCAUUUCCGGUUCAUCAAGAGCUCGGUACGUACCAGGAGCAGAUGAAACCCACCAGCAAACACAGCAACCACUGCGCCUAUGUAGUUGAGAAGUUGGUGUCUUUUACCGUCCAGGAUGGGGCAGCGCCAUAUGUAAAGGCUGAAUACAACAAGUGCUCCUGGGCCAAAAAAUGUCCAACUCUCUUGUAUCGCCUGCUCUAUAAGCCGAUGUACAAAGUAGCACAUAAAACAGUGACAGAACUGGAAUGGCGCUGUUGUCCUGGAUUCUCUGGUUAUAACUGCAUGGAAGUGCAACAGAUUUACCAACAUCCAAUGAAAAUGAUGCCACCAUUCAAUGGUCAACAAACAAAAGGUCCACAGUUUAGGGGGCCACAACACCAAGGGCCCAUGUUUAAAGGUCCGAUGUUCAAUGGGCCACCUCUUAAUCCUGCUGUUAAACCCAAACCCUGGAAUCAACCAAAGCAACCUUCAAUCAACAGUUUUAGCCCCUACCCAUUGCCUCACUUUGGUUCAUCAAAGUCCUCCUUUUAUCCUGACACCUCCUUCGAGCCUUAUCCAGCAGAAACUCAGCCAGACCCAGAAUACCAGGAGGAACAUCGUACGGACAAUGACCAAGAACACGAGGAGGAAUAUAGCCAAAGACCAGAGGAUGUUACACCAGGGGAAGUCCCAGCACCAGCACCGCCACCAUCUGGAGAAGAACAUCCAGAGGAGAAGAUUACAGGCCAAGCUCUGGACAGUGAGACAGAGGAAAGGAUUUUUCGAAUAGAGGAAGACAUUCGCCAUGUGAGCCAUGGCCUGGAGACGCUCCGGGGAACAGUGUCGGGACUAGAAGCCUCUCUGAGAGCCUCUCUGAGAGAAGAUGCCAACAGGAUGCUGUCAGCUUUGCUCUCUGCUGCUCCAAGUCCUCUUGUUGCUCCAGCUACAGCAUCUAAUCCACCCACUAUAGGGUUUGUGGAAAUUCCUGCAAGAGAUCCUGAAAUUGAGGGUUCAGAUGACAGCCACGUCUUUACAGCACUGAGUGAAAAGGUAGAAGAGUUGAAGAGAGAGCUGCAGGUCAAAGCAGCAGAGCUGCAGGAGCUCACAGCAACAGUGCAGGGACAUGAUGGAGUCCUGAAGAUUAUUUCAAAUGGAGCCGAACUGCCAACAAACAUCACUGGCAAUUCCAGGGGAGAUGCUGAGAGUUUGAUGGAUGCUAAACUACAGGAAGUCAAGGUGGAAAUUCUUGAUGGGUUUAAGAAACGUGUGGAAAGUGCAGAGGAACGCUGCAAGGAGAAAGUUGGUGAUGAGCGCCGUCAGUGCCAGAGGAAUCCCCGUAAACAGCAAGAGCAGACGAGAGACGCUUUGGAGGAAAGUACCUCAAAGCUAAGAACUGAGAUGGGGAUUAUCCAGUCACAGAUCCAUAGCUUUUCAGGCACAGAGGGCUGCUGCAGUAGCAUUAGUGGACUGGCAGAAAGGGUUCAGCAUCUGGAAACAUCUGUGGCAAGUCUAAACCAGUCUCAGGGGCUCCUGAGAGUGGACCUUAGUGGUCACAGAGACCACAUAGAGGGAAUGCUGGAGGGCCGUCUUGGAUAUGUUGAAGCCAAGCUCAACCUAACUGGGCAGAUUAAAAAUGAUGGUCCUGAAAUGAAGAUAGCUGGUUCCUAUGAUGGUGUAACGGGCAUGGAUCUGGAGUCAAGAAUGGAGGGUAAGCUUAGAGACCUAGAGGGGCGCUUACUGACAGCUUUGGAGGAGCUUAGUAACGCCACUGCCCCUGCACUGCUGGAAGGCCAUGCUGUUCCAACCCUGGAGACGGAGCUGGAGUCCCUACGAGGGAGACUCGAACUAGAUGUGGACAGAGUACAAAAACAUCUCAACGACCUGGAGCUUCUCUGCUCCACUUCUUGUUCCUCGUCAAAGACGUCUGCCACUCAGGGAGACUCUGCUGAGCCAAGUGAAAACCAAAAACUCCAGCAGAACGUAAAGCAGGUAUUAGACCUACAGGAUGACCGUUUGACCAGUCUGAACUUUACACUGCAGAAGAUCUUAGAGAACAUGGCCCUCAUGGAGAGGCAGAUAGAAGCAGAAAGUGUUCCUCCCUUUCAGGCAGAGUUAACAGUACUUAAGUUCAAUGUUCGUUCUGUCAAUCACACCCUAAUGAGUCUCCAAGACUCCCUGGGCACAGUGGUCCAUCAGGUGGGAGAAGCCAACAGCUCCUGGCAUGAAAGGGAGGUUCGCCUAGCCAAGCAAAUGAAGGGAGUGGUCCAGCUGGUGGGACAUCAGGCUUCAAUGCUUGGAGCCAGCGAGCGCAGACUGACCAGACUUAAAGGUGAGCUGCUGGAGAUGAAGAGGCGCCUUGCUGAGGAGGUCAGAGGAUGCCAGAGCACAGCCAUGGUGGUCAAACAGGAGGUAACAGAGGUUGGAGGCCUUGUUGCCAGUGUGGAGGAUCAAUGUAAAGGCCUAAAUGACCUCGCAGAUGACCUGGAGAGAAUAAGGGAGGAGCUGGAGAAACAGUCCAACACUCUUCUUCUGCAAGUUAAUGGGACUCUCUCCAGCCAUGCUCAGCAGCUGUAUGAGCUUAAAGACGAGCUAAGAAACUGCACCUCAAGGGCAGAGCCGACGAAGAGUCUGGAGAUGGCUACACCGGCGAAACGAGGGGACACUUUCACUCAGAAAUAGGCCAGUUUGUAGGGAGAGCUGAUUUUUAAGUGGUAAAUAUGUUUUUCAGCUGAAACCUUUAAACCUGCACUGAAAUCGAAGGGUUUUGCCAUAUUAUGACAAACAGCAUAAAGACAGAAGGCAGCUAACUGUGAUGUGAUGGAAAUGAUAAAAUAUUGAGAUUGAUUCAUUAAGUUGCUAUGACAAAUUAUUUUUUUGUAAACAAUUAUUUAGUGUGACUGAAUGAAGAAUGAAAUGUGAAUUUUGUUGAGUGUAAGGCUAACCAUGUUUCUAUGUUUUUAUACUGUAUUUUCUGAUGCCUAGGAAAUGAAUAUGCAAGAUUUUAUUGUUUUUAUUGUGUAAAUGUUCUUUUCUCAGUCAUGUGUGGUUUAAUUUCAAUGGUCAUUACUUUUCUCCAAUAAAAAAAGUCUCUGGAGGAUUUCUGUUCCUUUAAAUC